Molecule: messenger RNA, 2030 nt
Organism: Lecanosticta acicola
Lineage: Eukaryota; Fungi; Ascomycota; Dothideomycetes; Mycosphaerellales; Mycosphaerellaceae
Source: the annotation of a GenBank genome assembly
AUGGAGACACACGACAUCCCCAUCAGCCGAGUCGUGAGCAUCGAGCACCCGAGCAUCGUUAGGACCUGUCAUGUCGGCCUGAAGUCCCUCGGCGGCGAAGCCCAGUUGAAGCACGUGAGUGGUAGCGUUGGCGGAACGGCUGAGAUGCCCACCAUCUCACCCUCGGGUAGGUCCUCGAGCACCAUGUCGGUGACUCCAAACUGCAUGGCAAACAAAAUCAUCUGCCAGAACCCGUCGCCGGUGUCUCGCUGCGUCCCAAUGACCCGCUCGCGAAGAAACUCUCGUCAACCGGUAUCGAGUCUCGCAAUGUUCUCGUCAAGGUGACUGUGCCCAAGCGGACAGGUCGGAAGCGAAAAAGAGGCUCCCUCGAGCCUUUUGCAGAAUCAGCACCGCCAGAGACGCCAAACAACUGCAUCACGGCACCUGAACUACUGCAACGCUUGCGCGAGAAUGAGGGCAAAUAUGAGGUCGAGCCAGUCGCCAUGUUGCGGGAGACUCACCGGUUCCGCACUCUCCCCGACUUUCAGGUUCGCAAUGCUGACCUGCCCAUCAUGCGUGAACUGCGAGAUCAUGCAAUGACUCCAGAUUACGACAAGCUCAAGCACUUUUCUGUCGACAUGUCCGUCGAUGCGAUCCCCACGGCGUUUCCUGGUCCGCCGAGUUUCACCAGCAUUGAUAUGCCGCACAAGUAUGAGUACCAGCAGGCUUCAUCUGUCAUCUACGUUCCCGACGAAAGUGGCCAGAUCAUUACGAAAAACUUGUCCGCUCCCCCCAAGCGCCUCACGUGGGGCCUCCCUCCGGACAUUGGCGAAGUGCCACAAGCUGCCCCAUUCGAGAUACCCACACGAAGUCCAAGCGGAGAAAUGCUUCCUCGAGCUGUCCAAGAACUCGAGAAGAUCCUCAAAGAUCGACCUCUAAUAACGAAACGAGUCGCUUUGAACGCACUGCCGCCCAUCAGCGAAUCCAUCUUUAAGGAGGCUACUCAAUUUGUCGGCUACAGCUUCAAAGCCGGCCCCUGGCGAGAUAGUCUAAUCAAAUACGGAGUCGACCCUCGGAAAGACCCGAAAUACCGAUUCUAUCAGACACUCAUGUUCCAAGUUGAUCAUGUAGCCUUCAACAAAGACAAGAGCAAACUCGGGACUCCCACAAGAACCGGCUCGACAUGGGCGCGACCCCUUCGACACAAGAAAGACGACCCCAACACACAUAUCUUUGAUGGUAAAUCGAUUACGGCCAAUGGCAAGACCUGGCAGAUAUGCGAUGUGACCGAUCCUGUGCUGCACGCUCUCUGGCACACCCCGAAUAUUCGCGCCGAAUGCGACGUCUACCAAUAUGGCUGGUAUCACAACGGCACCGUUGCGAAAGGUCGAACCAUCAUGCGGGAUAUGAUGCGGUUUCUGUUCGCAGGAGAGCCAACGCCCUUGGACGAGUAUAAGAAGAUCGCACAGAAGGUUCCAGAUCAAUUGACACCCAACAAUCUGGAGGCGGCGAUGUUGGCCGGUAAAGAACAUGGCGCAAGAAUUGGCCAAAUGUGUACCGAGAUCAGGGGCAUCGUCAAGGGCGGAGAGACGGUCAAGGGAAAGAAGAUCUAUUGGGGCAGGAAGAGCGGAAAGGUGGAUAGAGAUGGGAAUAUGCUUGAAAAUGUGGAAGAGGCCAGAGAGGCUGGCGCUGAAGCGGGAGAGGACGAGUAUGGAGAAACCGCCGGCCUUGACGAGGAACAGGACAUGGGUGAAGGAGACUUUGAACGCGACGAUGAAGUGAACGCAGAGCUGCUGGCGUCGCAAAGUCAUACCGGACGUCAGAGCGGCGAGCAGGAGGAAGAAGCCGAAGGAGAUCGUUUGGAUUAUGAAGAGGCUGGAGACGAUGAGGAUAUCCUGGAUCCUCAACUCCGAUCUUCUCAUCCGCGAGAUCGGAGCGGCACCAACGAGGAGACGCGACCGCCAAAUGGGAGUGCAGCUCCAAGUAGCGGAGAGCAGCAUCUUGACGCAGAAGAUGAAGGCAACGACGUCCAAAUACGAAGUCACGCAUAA